This is a messenger RNA of Debaryomyces hansenii CBS767, 2112 nucleotides long. RefSeq names its product 1-phosphatidylinositol-4-phosphate 5-kinase (gene MSS4). Gene Ontology annotation, molecular function: phosphatidylinositol kinase activity. The record is from RefSeq and is a predicted model, not a curated record. Lineage: Eukaryota; Fungi; Ascomycota; Pichiomycetes; Serinales; Debaryomycetaceae. The transcript has a single exon. Bases 1 to 2112 code for a protein of 703 amino acids. Gene Ontology annotation, biological process: phosphatidylinositol metabolic process.
AUGAUUCAAUACGAUUUAGCACAUACUAGCACCAACAAUUUUAGAGAUAAAAAUUAUGAUUUAUACCGAAUCAGACAGACGCCCCGUAAAUUGAUGACGAACAGCACAAUUUCAUUAACGAGCGAACCUUCACCCAAUUUGAAUACCGACGGGUUGUCGAAUACAUCUAACGAAGAUAGCAAUAUUGUCAUUACAAUGAUUAACGAUAAUAUAGAGAAUAACGAGAGCGGGAGUGCCAUGAAUGGGGAUACCAAGAGCAAUAUUAGCCUGAAGGUGUCAAAGAAUAACCAGAAUAAUUGUCGUCUCAACCAACGCGAUUCAUCGACACCUACAUCGUACAAGGCUUCACAUUCAGAAGUGUCAGAUUCUACCAAUGACACAUCGCCGUCAUCAUUGGAGGAGAAUAGGACACCAAAACCAGCUCGUAAGACUACCACGGGUAUUAACAAUAUGCGGGCGGAAUUAGUCGAUGGUCCUAAAGAGCCGAUUAUUAUUGAGCAUUUGCAUUCAGUCGGCGUCGAUCCUUUAGAAGUGAUAGACCCCGCAAUUUCUGAAAACAACUUUGUGAAGGGAAAUAGGACGAGUAAAAAUCCAGAGAAAUCAUUACAUAGCACAGUGAGGGAUGAAACCUUGUCAUAUAAUACUGGCAGAAGACAUACAACUCCCCAUUCCACUGCUCUGAGAGAUUCCGCUGAUUUAGCUUUCAGGCAUUCUUUAGAUAAACCAUCAUCGCGUCCUAUAGCCCGCAGCACAUUCCCAUCUUAUAAUAGAAGGAAAGCUACAAGCACUGAUACGGUUGGAAAUACAUAUGCACAUGAUUCAACUAGUUCAGAGAUUAAUAGGAUGAAAAAUUCUCUUCUAGUACAAAGAAACAUGAAAAAGAAAAGAAACAUACUAGAAGAUGAAAAAGUACUUGUUGGAAAUAAAAUUAGUGAGGGGCAUGAGAAUUUUGUUAUGGCAUACAAUAUGUUGACCGGGAUUAGAGUUGCAGUUUCUCGUUGCUCAGGUAUAAUGAAAAAUUUAGAUGAUCAAGACUUUCGAACAACAAAGAAGUUAUCAUUCAACAUGGACGGAAGUGAGUUAACUCCUUCAUCAAAAUAUGAUUUUAAAUUUAAAGAUUACUGUCCUGAAGUAUUUAGGAGUUUGAGAUCUAUGUUCGGAAUUGAUCCGGCUGAUUAUCUUAUCUCAGUAACCGGGAAAUACAUUUUAUCUGAGUUAGGUUCACCUGGUAAAAGUGGGUCUUUUUUUUAUUAUUCGCGAGAUUAUAGAUUUAUCAUUAAAACAAUUCAUCAUGGGGAACAUAAACAAUUAAGAAGAAUAUUAAAGGAUUACUAUAAACACAUAAAAGAAAAUCCAAAUACUUUGAUUUCACAAUUUUAUGGUUUACAUAGGGUUAAGAUGCCAUUUAAUAAAAGUGGUAUAAAAAAGGUACAUUUCAUAGUGAUGAAUAACUUGUUUCCUUCCCAGAGAGAUAUUCAUGUAAAGUAUGAUUUAAAGGGAUCAACGUGGGGUAGAAAAUAUGAAGUACCUGAAAAACUGCAAAGCUUGGCGAACUUUACUUUGAAAGAUCUUAACUGGCUUGAACGAAACGAUAAAAUAAAGUUUGGGCCGGAGAAGAGAAAAUUAUUUUUUGAACAACUUGAGAAAGACGUAAAAUUAUUGCAAAAGAUUAAUGUAAUGGAUUAUUCGCUCUUAUUAGGAAUUCAUGAUGUCAAGAUGGGAAAUAACACCGACACUAUUCAAAGAUUGUCUAUCUUCGAUCCAAAAUCGACAGAUAAAUAUGAUUUGAUAAAUACAAAUCCCAGAGACAUUGAUAUUGCAAAUGAUCUUCCAAAUAAUUUAUAUCCUGGCAGGUUGAAAUAUAUAUUCUACGGACAUGAUGGUGGUAUUAGGGCUACAAAUGAAUUGAAUGAACCUUUAGGUGAAAUAUAUUAUUUAGGUAUUAUUGAUUGCUUGACUAACUAUUCCCUUAAAAAGAGGUUAGAAACUAUGUGGAGAUCGAUAGGCCAUUCAAGAAGUACUAUAUCAGCGGUACCUGCCAAAGAAUAUGGUGAUAGAUUUUUGAAAUUUAUUAAAGAUGGUACUACUAAUAUCAAAACUAAAAUAAAAUGA